AUGGGUUUUCCACUGCCCGGUGGCCGCGACCCAUUCAUUACGCAGGCCAAGAUUCAGGCUGACCGUGAACUGCUGCACACAGUGACGUACGUGGGAAACAACAAGGUGUACGGAUUACUCUCCCACGAGCGACCACCGAUGCGGGAAGCGAAGCUUGAGAAGGAAGACUUCAGCUCGGCCAUACUGACGAAGCUGGACAACGUACAGAAAGGUUUCGUCGACAGGGGCAAUGUCCCGGCGGUAGUGGACCAAACGUCCCACAGGCAGUACUUCGGAAACGAAAACAAACCCGAUGGAUUCUCCAGAGGAGUCGUCGAUUUUUUCGAGAUGCUGUCGAACAUUUUCAAUGUCUUCGCUGAGAAAAUUCCCAAGGGUGCCAUCAAGAGUUUGGACAAGAGUGUGCUGAAUAAAUUGAACCAAAUUGGAACCGUCCUGGUCGGCCUGGAAGAUCCGUAA
This is a messenger RNA of Anopheles cruzii, 456 nucleotides long. RefSeq lists its product as uncharacterized. NCBI's taxonomy places the organism in Eukaryota, Metazoa, Arthropoda, Insecta, Diptera, Culicidae. The record is from RefSeq and is a predicted model, not a curated record. Bases 1 to 456 code for a protein of 151 amino acids. The transcript has 4 exons.